GGUGGCCUCUGGGAAAGUAAGGGACGGCGCCUGCGCAGUGGGUGUGAUCCGGGCACUUGGGGCAGGAUGAACGCUGCUUUCCAAGAUGGCGACGGAGGGAGGAGGGAAGGAGAUGAACGAGAUUAAGACCCAGUUCACCACCCGGGAAGGUCUUUACAAGCUGCUGCCGCAUUCGGAGUACAGUCGGCCCAACCGGGUGCCCUUCAACUCGCAGGGGUCCAACCCCGUGCGCGUCUCCUUCGUCAACCUUAACGACCAGUCUGGCAACGGCGACCGCCUCUGCUUCAAUGUGGGCCGGGAGCUCUACUUUUACAUCUACAAGGGGGUCCGCAAGGCUGCUGACUUGAGUAAACCGAUAGAUAAAAGGAUAUACAAAGGAACACAGCCUACAUGUCAUGACUUCAACCACCUAACAGCCACAGCAGAAAGUGUCUCCCUACUGGUGGGCUUUUCUGCAGGCCAAGUCCAACUCAUAGACCCAAUCAAAAAAGAAACUAGCAAACUAUUUAAUGAGGAAAGACUAAUAGACAAAUCCAGAGUAACCUGUGUAAAAUGGGUGCCAGGUUCGGAAAACCUUUUCCUAGUAGCUCAUUCCAGUGGUAAUAUGUACUUAUAUAAUGUGGAACACACUUGUGGUACCACAGCUCCACACUACCAGCUACUUAAGCAAGGAGAAAGCUUUGCAGUCCACACUUGCAAGAGCAAGUCCACAAGAAACCCUCUCCUUAAGUGGACAGUGGGAGAAGGUUCCCUGAAUGAGUUUGCUUUUUCCCCAGAUGGGAAGUUCUUAGCAUGUGUGAGCCAAGAUGGCUUUCUCCGGGUAUUUAACUUUGAUUCAGUGGAGUUGCACGGUACAAUGAAAAGCUACUUUGGAGGACUACUAUGUGUUUGUUGGAGCCCAGAUGGAAAAUAUAUUGUAACAGGUGGAGAGGAUGACUUGGUUACAGUUUGGUCUUUUGUGGACUGUCGAGUAAUAGCUAGAGGCCAUGGACAUAAAUCAUGGGUCAGCGUUGUAGCAUUUGAUCCAUAUACCACUAGUGUAGAAGAAAGUGAUCCAAUGGAAUUUAGUGGCAGUGAUGAGGAUUUUCAAGACCUCCUUCAUUUUGGCAGAGAUCGAGCAAAUAGUACGCAAUCUAGGUUAUCAAAAAGGAACUCUACAGAUAGUCGCCCAGUAAGCGUUACAUAUAGGUUUGGCUCAGUGGGCCAAGAUACACAACUCUGUUUAUGGGACCUUACAGAAGACAUUCUUUUUCCCCACCAACCCCUCUCCAGAGCAAGGACACAUACAAAUGUCAUGAAUGCCACAAGUCCACCUGCAGGAAGUGGUGGAACCAACCCAGGAAGCAAUGGAAACAGCAUCACAAUGCCUGGAAAUUCUGUGCCCCCGCCUCUUCCACGGUCCAACAGCCUUCCACACUCUGCAGUCUCAAAUGCCGGCAGUAAAAGCAGUGUCCUGGAUGGUGCCAUUGCUUCUGGUGUCAGCAAAUUCGCAACUCUCUCACUACAUGACCGGAAAGAAAGACACCAUGACAAAGAUCACAAGCGAAAUCAUAGUAUGGGACAUAUAUCUAGCAAGAGUAGUGACAAACUGAACCUAGUUACUAAAACCAAAACGGACCCAGCUAAAACUUUGGGAACUUCUCUGUGCCCCCGAAUGGAAGAUGUUCCCUUAUUAGAGCCUCUUAUCUGUAAAAAGAUAGCACAUGAAAGACUGACUGUAUUAAUUUUUCUUGAAGACUGUAUAGUCACUGCUUGUCAGGAGGGAUUUAUUUGCACAUGGGCAAGGCCUGGUAAAGUGACAUAAUUGAACUGGGCAGCACCUUGGGACCUCCAUCCCUGAAUGCUUCAAUGCAGGAAUUCCAAGCCUACACUCACACAAGUCACCAUCAGAGGUACCACUGAGGUAAGGGAAGGCUAGCAUGGAGAGAAUAACCUUUCAUAAAAAUGAAAUGCCCACUUUACAUUCAUUAUUCAAUUUCAUAAAAUUUCUAAUGAUACUGGGCCCAAACUUGGCAGUUGUUAUAUAAUUCUCUUCUAUUUGUCUCAAGUCCCAAGUUUCUUUGAAAAAGUGGCAAAACCCAAAUUUGUCCCAUCUUGAGAGGUGAAAUGUUUGUUCUUGUGGUUUAAAAUUGUAGCAUUUAUCAGAAACUAUAUGUUUGAAAAGCACACAUCUUCUGUAGUGAAUUCAGCCAACCAAACCAAGUGGCCCAGUUUCUAUUGUGGCCUAUAUCGUAUCAAAAAGGUAUUCUCAGGUACAUUGCUUCUAAGCCUAGGCCUUAAUCAAUCAAUCAAUAAUUACUGUACACAGGUACAGAACUAUAAGUAUGGUUCCCUGAUCAAUUCAAGCUCAGAUAUUCAAGUUGCCACAUUUAUUUUCUUUCCACCAUUUCAGUCACUGACAACCAACCAUGUUUUCAGCUGGCAUAUUGAGUCUAGAAAAGCUGGCUUGUUGUCUUUAAAGUGGUUUUGAACAUCUAUCCUCCCUCCCAGUUCCCCCAAUAGCACUUGUAGUUUAAGGAUCUCUAAUUUCAUUGGUUUAGAUCUUUCCACCAGCAUGUCCCAGAUAUUAACUAUCUUUUUAUUGGAUCUUUAAAAAACUGGUAUAGCCAAAAGAAUCACCACCUUGUAGCCAACCUUAUGAGGACAAUCUUGACUCAGCUGUUCCUCAGUAAAUGCAGUUCACUACUAGACAAUACAAUUCAAAGCUUUCCUAAUUUAGGACCCGGAUUCCACUGCUGUAAUCUUUGAAAACAUAGCAUCAUUCUGGUAGGACUGUGGUAACCUGAAUAAAACUGCCUUGGAAACUCUUAAGAUAAAACGAUCUUGAAAUUGUUUGAAAAGAUUUUAUGAAAUGAGAGGUGACAGUUCACAUCUAAACCACAGGUAAAUUUUUAACCAUAGUAGUUUACAGCAACUAAGGAAGGCAUGGAAGUGAAGAGAUCAUUAAAGUUUGUAAAAAUUUUUGCGAAAAGAUUUGGCAACUUUUUCUUUUCAGGGAUAAGCUUUGGGUAGUAUUAAAGUUAUAAUUUCAAAACUAUUUCUUUAAAUAGCCUUCCAGCAUUGCUAACUAGCUUAUCUUUGCUAAAAAGAAAAGUUUGAAUCUGAGCAAAUAUUUAAUUACCUCAAUGUUUCAUUUGAGAACACAAAAAUUUCUGACAAUAUACUGAAUUUGAAUAGCUCUACUAGGGAUUAGGUUAGGUGUGUGAAGGCAAAGUGGGAAAAUGAGAAUAGCACUGAUCCUGGAAUCCUGGAAGAUCGGGAUUUGAGUCCCAACUCUGCCAUUUGGUGACUUUGUAAAUGUCACUUUAUUGAACUUCAGUUUUCUCUUCUAUAAAAAUGUAGGUAAUAUCCCACCCAUCUUACUAGGCUAAUGUGAAAAAAAGGCACUUUUUAAAAAGUUAGAAAAGACCAAAAAUAUUAUGUGUGGCCUUGGUUAGCGUUAAAGAACUCAGUGAUCAGUCAGUAAACUUGUUUCCUAUCUAUAAACUUUUUGGAAUGGUGAGCUAAAUAAUUUAGUAGAGCUAAAAUUUCUCAUUUGCUGUUUUGGAGAAUUCAGCCUUCUAUGUUCAGUUUAGUUUAUUAGAUAACAUGAAGAACACAAAAGAUAGCAGAAUAUGGCCCUUACCUCAGUGACUUAAAAUCUAGAAGGCAGGAGUAAACCAUGUUCACAAAUUAAAGCACAUUCACUAUUAUCAGGUAAAAGUAAUAAGGAAUGUAAGAGAGAGAAAAAAUGCUACAAUUAGUAAUAAAAAUAGGAUAACUUGGGGAAAGAUGGCCUAACCUAAGUAAUUUGGAUUUUAUUCACUGGCUAUGGGUGAACAUUGAGGUUUACUUAGUUUUUUUUUUUUUUUUUACUCAGAUACUAAGUCUUCCAUGAAGUCUUUCCAUAUCAGGAAAGGGCAUAUCAGCCCAGUUUGAAAGAUUUACUUUGAGUACUUUAUUCCAGUCACACUAUUCUAUGUAUCAUAUGUGUGUUGCGUGUGUAUGUAUAUUUUAUAGCUAAUAUAUAGGUACUAUUAUAGAAACCUUUCUCCAUUACAAUAUAAGCUUAAGAACAAGGACUUGUUUUUCAUUUUUAUGUCUACAAAAGAUGACUUUGCAUGUGAUAGUUUCAUUACAAACAUACUGAAUUGAGAAGAGUGUGAUCAGUAUUUUAAUAUUCAGAUGAUGUAGGAUUUCUUAUGACUUGUCAAAUUUUAUAAAAGCAUGUUUUUGCUUUGGUGGCUAAGCAAAUUAGCUUUUUAACAAUUCUAAAAAAUAUAAACUAUGUAAAAGGGUUACCUUUUUGUACUUAAAUGCAAGAUUUUGAUUUUCUAAAUGGCAUGUUUUAUCAAAUUUUAUAUCAUUUGUUCCAAUCUAAAUGUGAACAAAAUAGAGCAUUUACCCAAAUUGAGAAACGUGGAUUCUGGUUCAGUUCACUUACCCUCUUUGGAUCCCAGUUUUCCCAUCCAUAAAGUGAGGUCGUAGAGCUAGGUAAUAACUGAGGGUCUUAAAUUUAAAUGUUUAGGAUGCUGAGAGUCUUAGAGCACUAAGGCAUCCCGCAUUUCUAAAUAGAAGCAUCCAUCUCCCAAUGUAGUUCAAAUUCAGUUAACCAGAACUCAGAGUUCUUAGUCUACUUUUAGAUAACAGAAUGAGCAUAUAUUUGUUAUAAAGCAUAUUUCAGAAUAAGACUCAUAGCCUGUAUAAAUUCACCCUAAUUUCUUAUGUCCUAUAACUAUAUAAUGUACAUUGAGUAAGUACUUACAAGUAGAAUAGUUGUCCUCAAAGGACAUGCCACAAGUUCUGCUUAAUUGUUUUUAAGUAACUUAAGCAGUUUUAAGCAGUUUAAUUGUUCCUUCCAUAAUCCCCAGUCCCCAACCUUAGCCCCACCCAGCCUGUUCUUUCCAGCUUGUGAAAGGAGGUACCAAGCCACAGACUUACAUUUUGAGUCCUGGGAAGUUCAAGAGGAGGUUUGAGGGGGUGAGAAAGGAGAAAAGCAGAAGAAUCCCAAGAGAUUUCCACUGACUGGCACCUUUUUUUUGCCAACUUAUAUUAAUGUGCCACAGUAGUUUAGAAUGAUAGCCUUGAAAUCCUGCAAGAUCCUUAAUAUACAAGAAAUAUUAGUAGCACCAGAGUUCCACAGGGAUAAAUAAUAUAGCGGAAUGAUCAUUGAGCAAUGAGGUGAUUUUUUUCUACUAUUGUUAUUAAUACAUUUUAGGACACCAUAUGGAUGAGUGUCCUAAUUUAUUUGGGCCUUAUAUUUCUAAUCCCAAACUGAGGAUGUAGGACUGUGGUCUUAGUAUUUUUUACUAAAUCAAGUAUGACUUUUCAAAGAUUUUCAACAAGGAAAUUUUCUGCUUAACUUUCAAUAAAGAGAACAUCUCAUAGUAUUUUGAUUUAAGAUUUUCCUGUAUUUAACAUCUGAAUUUUAAUAGAUCACUUUAGUAUUUUUAAAGAUUGAGAUUUUAUUUUUAAUAGUUUUAAGAUAGUUUUCAACACUUACCCUGCAAAACCUUGUAUUCCAAACUUUUCUCCCUCCCUUCCUCUCAACCCUUCUCCUAGACACUAAGCAAUCCAAUUAAAUCCAGUUAAAUGUGUGCAAUUCUAAACAUAUUUCCACAUUUAUCAGAGCAUUUAUUUUUGAAUGACUCAGAAUCUCCCUUAAGAUACAUUUACAAUUCAUUAUUAAGCUGUACUCAUUACUUUAAUAGCUGUUUGGGGGGUGGGGGGAAUUACUGAAUAGAAAGGGCCUCAAUCAUAGAAUGUUAAAACUGGGAGAAACUUAAAGCAUCAAACCUGACUUACAGGUCGGGAAACUGAGGUCCAGAGAGCUAUUAGUAAGUCAGUACAAGGGACAAAUUGUUAGCUAAAAAAAUGAAGCAAAAUACAUAAAGACAAGUUGCCCUCUGAUCCUGCCCUAAGAUAGAAAUCUUAUAUAAUUUAUAAUUACCAAAUUCUCAUGUAAUAUUUAGCUAAUAAUUAAGUGUGCCUCAAAGUCAAGCCUAUAUUUUCACACACUGCAUAGUUAACUAAAACUACUCUCAAGGACCUUGUUCCAUCAAACUUAUAAAUAUAUAAGCAUAUAUAAUAUAUACAUACAUAUACUUGUGUAUGUUACUGGGUUACUUGACAAAGGUUAGGGAGGCAGGGUCAUUCCCUGGAUCGUUUCCAGGAUCUAGGUCCAAAGCAAGGUAUUCUUUGUGUGUUUCACAUGUAAUAGAUAUGGAAAAUGGUUUCUAAAUAUAUAUUUUUAAAUUUUAAUGUUAUGUACUUUGAUUAAAUUUUUCUUUUCUGCUAAACUAUUUUUACCAAUUCAAUUUUCUUAAGAUUUAACUAACUUGCUGCAGCUCAUUAUUAAUCAACAAGCAUUUAUUAAGAGUCAUCUGUGUUCUAGGCACUGCCCUAAGUGCUGGAGAUAAAAAUACAAAAGAGUUCCUGGCCCAUAAGAACUUGAAUUCUGAAGCUUAAGGGGGAAGUGACUUGCUCAUGAUCACACACUUCUAAGCUUCUGGACUUCUAACUCUGAGGACACAAUGCUUCUCUCCAUAUGCAUGCUGUAGAUCAAAUGACAUUCAUUCUUGUCCAUAUAGAGCCUAACCUGCUUUAUUUACAGUCUUCUCUUCAUUCCCUAGGUUCUAAGCCUAUAUUUCAUUACCUUUCAGGAAUCCAUAUGACGUAACUGAUGUUUGCCAUGAAAAUUACUUUAAACGUGCUCACCAAAAGUUGAAAUGUGUGCUUGAGACAAAUGAUAGGUUGAUAUAUUUUACCACUUUUUCCUACCUGUCUUUAGGGGGAAAUAUAAUCUUGAUAAUCCAUUUUCAGCUUUAUCAUUGAUUUUCACCUUGAAAUCAUGUUAGGGAUUCAGUUUCAACAUCAUGUCUUCAUUUUUUUUUGUUUGUUUUAUUUUCAGCUGACACUUUAAAAUACAUUUAUAUUACUAUAAUUUUGUCAUUUUGAAUUUCUGCUGUUUUAUUCAUUAGGAUUAGUUAUCACACAAAUAGUACUAGUGGUUUUAUCACAAUUUUUCUAUGUACUUUCUUUUCAAUUUAGAAUGUAUGCAUAGAGACACACUUAUAAUUUACAUAAAUUUAUGCUGUAUCACAUAAAGAAAAGUGAAUAAACUCUUUAUAGAAUCUUUUGAGAGAACCUCAAAAGUCAACCUAAACCAAUAACUUGAGCUUAUAUUUUGAAAACUUUCAGUGAAUGGAUACUCUUUGAACAUCGCAGGUUUUGCCAUUUCAUACAUACCAAAAAAAAAAAAAAAAAAAUUAAAGCAAUGAUCGUGUGAGAAUGUUUUCAAGUCAAGUCUGUCUCAUGUCUUACCUUUCUGAACCCGUUUCUGCAUUCAUUAAAUAAAAAAACUGAAAUUUGUA
Messenger RNA from Antechinus flavipes (yellow-footed antechinus), 7352 nucleotides. It is a transcript of the gene WDR20, whose product is annotated as WD repeat domain 20. Gene Ontology annotation, molecular function: protein binding. The transcript is spliced from 4 exons. Lineage: Eukaryota; Metazoa; Chordata; Mammalia; Dasyuromorphia; Dasyuridae. The record is from RefSeq and is a predicted model, not a curated record. The coding region runs from base 86 to 1804 and encodes 572 amino acids.